UGCGCGGAGAUACGGAGCAGUUAUAUUCUUCCCAACUUUUGCCAUCACAACAAUCUACGCCGAUUGGUCCCACACACGCAAGUGGAAGCAAUCCCUCAAGACUCAACAACAAGAGCUAUUAGCUGCACAUUAAAUCCAUCAAAAUGGUUAUUGGAGUAACAAAGCAGUGGGUUUGGAUCAGUUUGCCACUUCUUGGUGGUGUAAUUGGUACUUACUUGGAUAAUUUAGAAACCGAAAGGAUGACAAUGUUUCGGGAUAAGAGUGCUUUGUAUGGCAGAAAACUUAAACCGGGCGAAGCACCAUCUUGGUAAAGUUACUUCCAACUUAAAAAAUUCUAUUUGUUGUAAAUUAAAAAAAAAAAAAUGAAGAAUGAUCAAUUAAAGUGAAAUAUUCUCAACA
This is a messenger RNA of Episyrphus balteatus (marmalade hoverfly), 399 nucleotides long. It is a transcript of the gene ND-MNLL, whose product is annotated as NADH dehydrogenase [ubiquinone] 1 beta subcomplex subunit 1. Lineage: Eukaryota; Metazoa; Arthropoda; Insecta; Diptera; Syrphidae. Gene Ontology annotation, cellular component: mitochondrion. The transcript has a single exon. The coding region runs from base 144 to 311 and encodes 55 amino acids. The record is from RefSeq and is a predicted model, not a curated record.